CUGCAGUACGGUUUCAAAUUUCGGUUCGAUAGCAUUCGCGCAAUAUGGGUGAAGAAACUCCAAUCCUGAACACGGAACAACCUCCACAAACGGAGGAAGUUACCAGCGUGAAAACGGUUCAGGAGGAGGUCAAACCCUCGGGUGAAGUGGAAGCCGUAGCUCUCAGCUUAACUAACGGAGUUGUUGAAGAGGCCUCUCAGGAAACUCAACCGGAAGUGACUUCUGCAGUCACGUUUGCGGAAGUUCAUCCGGAAGUGACAUCAGCAGUUGUUCAGGAUUCGGUUGCUCACGGUAUUACCUACGUGAAACGUGCCGAUGGAAUGCCUCAAUUCAUGUACGACGCCGUAGCUCGGAUUGCUCCCCAGGAAGGAUUCACUCCAGAUAAGUUCGAUAUCAGCUUCGAGUCCGGAUCCGGUAAGGGCGAUGGCUUCGUGGCGGAAAUGUUCCGAGCUUCCAUCACCGAAGGUGAUCGUAAAUUGGUAGUCCUGUGCAAGAUCCCACCUAUCAACGAUGCCCGUCGUCAGAGUUUCGGUUCGAUGCCGAUAUUCGAUCGUGAAGUUCAGGCUUACUCUCGCCUACUCCCGAUUAUGUACGAAUUUCAACGGGAAAAAGGAGUGACCGAAGAGUUGGGAAUUGGGUUCUUCAACGCUCCUCAGUGUUAUCUUGCUUACAUUGAUGAAGCGAAGGAGGAAUCCGUCAUCAUUAUGGAUGAUCUGCGUCUGAAGGACCAUCGGAUGUGGAACAAGUUGGUGCCGGUUAACUACGAACACGCUAGACUACUGAUGGUCCAACUCGGUAGGCUACAUGCCGUGUCGUUUGCACUGAAAGAUCAACGUCCUGACGUGUUCGAGCAGUUUAAAGUUCCCGAUCCGUUGUCUACAAUGAUGAUAACAAACGCAGGAUUCACACACAUGCUGACUCUUUCAAUGGAUCGAGCCUUAGGCACACUAGAACCUCACGAGGAAAGGGCACGUCAAAAGCUAUUGAAACUCAAGGAUACCAUGUUCGAUGACCUACAGACUAUUCUCAAUGCAGAGUUCGCUGAACCGUAUUCCAUUCUGGCGCAUGGCGAUUGUUGGAUCAACAACAUGAUCUACUCCUACAAGCGGGGAGUGCCCACCGGGAUCGUUCUUCUCGAUUGGCAAAUCUGUCGCUACGUAUCGCCAGCCCUGGACCUUCUGUACUUCAUAUUCGGAUGCACCGACGAAGACUUCCGCCGUCAGCACUACGACGAAAUGAUUCGCAUCUACUACGACUCGUUGAAGCAGCUUUUGGAAAAACUCGGUGGCGACGCGUCUCGACAGUUUCCCUACACGGCGUUGCUGCGGCAGCUGAAGGUGUGCGGCAAGUUCGGUGCCCUGAUGGCAGUGUUUAUGAUUCCGAUACUCUGCAUCGAAAACCAGGACCUGCCCGAUAUGGACGAGGCAGCGGAGAAGUACAAGGAAUCGCAAACAUUUGAUAACGCUUUUGUGAUCAAUGAAAAAACCGAAGCCAAGUACAAGAAGCGUAUGGGGGCCGUCUUACGGGAUCUGAUAAGAUACGGCUAUCUGUAGGUGCUGAAUUUAGCUGAGCCAGCGAUAAGCAAAGCAA
This is a messenger RNA of Ochlerotatus camptorhynchus, 1590 nucleotides long. RefSeq lists its product as uncharacterized. Bases 45 to 1553 code for a protein of 502 amino acids. The record is from RefSeq and is a predicted model, not a curated record. The transcript has 2 exons. NCBI's taxonomy places the organism in Eukaryota, Metazoa, Arthropoda, Insecta, Diptera, Culicidae.